Hordeum vulgare subsp. vulgare (domesticated barley) is the source of this 1077-nucleotide messenger RNA. RefSeq names its product proline-rich protein 4-like. The coding region runs from base 145 to 774 and encodes 209 amino acids. The transcript is spliced from 2 exons. Lineage: Eukaryota; Viridiplantae; Streptophyta; Magnoliopsida; Poales; Poaceae. The record is from RefSeq and is a predicted model, not a curated record.
AUCGGUUGAGCAUUCGAGCUGUAUCGAUCAAUGCGUAAGCCUAUAUAAGCCAUGCGCCUCAUGUUCGAUUCAUAAUUCAUUCAUCCAUCCAUCGAUCUGCCACUUCACAGUUCACACCAGCAGCAGUCAGCUAAUAAUUCAGACAUGGCAGCUACGAGAGCACUCGUCCUGGGCGUCCUGCUGGCGAUCGCCGUCGCCAAUGCCGAGGCAACGUCCGUCGUCGUCGGCCUGGCCAAGUGCGCCGACUGCACAAGGAAGAACAUCAAGGCCGAGGAAACCUUCAAGGGUCUCCAGGUGGCGAUCAAGUGCAAGAACAUCGAUGGCCAGUACGAGAGCAAAGCGGUGGGUGCCCUGGAUGGCACCGGCGCCUUCAGCGUGCCCCUGGCCACUGACCUCCACGGCGCCGACUGUGUCGCUCAGCUCCACAGCGCCGCCUCCAACACGCCGUGCCCCGGCCAGGAACCAUCCAAGAUCGUGCCUGUUUCCGAGGGCACCACCUUUGGCAUCGUCGCCGGCGACAAGACCGCCACGCCGUCUGCAGCGUCGCCGGAGUGCGCGUCCAUGACCCUGUGCGGGCCCAUCAAGAAACACAUCAUGGAGCACUUCCACCACAAGAAGCCCGUGCCACCGAAGCCGGAGCCCAAGCCCCAGCCCCACCCUGACUACGGCCCCGUGCCCAAGCCUGAGCCCAAGCCGCAGCCUCACCCGGACUACCACCCUGUCCCUCCCACGCCCACCUACGGUGGCGGCGGUGGAUACCACGGACACCACUGAGUCCGGUCUAGAGCACUGAAAUCUCAUCACCGGGUUCGUGGUCAGUGACUCAGUGAUCGACGUUCGUAUUUAUGAUCGGUUUGCAUGCGUGGGAGUAUUGUUUGGUGUUCUGCCAUUCACUUUCCCGUUUUAGUAUCUGCACUACAGAGUUAAGAGUUCAGAAUAACAGUUGUGACAAACACAUGGUUCAGUGUGUAUUGCCUUUUAAGAUUUGUAAUUUUGGUGUGUGUUUUGUUUUGUAUAAGAAGUUAUUGUGGAUGCAGUAAUUUAAUCAAGUCCAUUUGAGUCGAUGGAAUUACUUCA